CGCUUUCCCGCGGCGAACAUUCAAGCAAAAUUCAGGUACCACGGUUUCUAGGGUUUCUAAGUUCUGUCGAUCUUCCGAUCAUAAAUGUUAGAUAGCUACAGAAUCAGCGUUCCUGUUUCCCUUUCCUUCAUCGGUAGGGUAGUUGACUAUUCAAUUCGAUUCCAACCUGCGGAAAGCGUAAUGGAACAACAAUCUGGAGAUUGUCCCGUGCGCUAGGUGCUCAAUCUCUUCUAAAGCUGUUUUCUUUUCGGUAUAUGCAGCAGUCCGCUGAUUUUCUUGAACCACAAUCCACAUGUUCAAAAACACAUUUCAAUCUGGAUUCCUCUCCAUUCUAUACUGUCUCGGGAGCAAACCUCUGCAGAUAUGGGACAAAGAAGUUUCAAAUGGGCAUGUGAAACGGCCUCAUGAUGAAGACAUACAGUCCAAUGUACUGGAAAUUGUUGGAUCGAAAAUCCAGUCCACUUACAUUACAUGCCCAGCUGACCCUAAUGCCACACUCGGUAUAAAACUGACUUUCCUGGUCAUGCUCGUCAAGAACAUGAAGAAGUACUUCACGUUUGAGAUUCAAGUGCUUGAUGAUAAGAAUGUCAGGAGACGUUUCCGUGCUUCUAACUUUCAAGUGUAAUGUUACCACUACAAAUGUACCGAUUUCAACUUCUUUCUUCAGGCUGUUACUCGGGUGAAGCCAUAUAUUUGCACCAUGCCGUUGAAGCUUGAUGAAGGGUGGAAUCAUAUACAGUUGAAUCUGGCUGAUUUUACUAAGAGGGCUUAUGGGACCAACUACGUCGAGACUUUACGAGUUCAGGUGCAUGCAAACUGUCGCUUAAGAAGGAUAUAUUUCGCCGACCGGCUCUACUCAGAAGAGGAACUCCCACCUGAAUUUAAACUCUACCUUCCAAUGCAGCAGAAAGCAUGAGGAUAUUUUUGGGUCUCUGCUGCCGGAUGUUAUCAGUUCAACCAUUGCACUGGGUUUCUGGCUUUCUCCUCCACGCUUUUUAAAGUGUCGCUGUUGGGUUUGCUAUGGUACUUGGUAGAUACAAGUAUCACUUUUAUUCUUCUUAAACUAGAUGAAUUUUGUGACUGUUGAAUCAGGUCAAACAGUUUUGUGUCGAAACAGUUAAGACUCAUAGGGAUCGUUUGUUGGCCGUGUACUUUGGCACCUGAUAACAAGAGUUAAUUGGUUUCUCCAGCACUACAUUGUUAAUCUCGUCUCGUCUCAUUUUGAUAUGAAAUCAGGGAACAUGCAUCGCAAAAUACAUGGACCUAUGUAUUUCCUCAUUGCCCU
Messenger RNA from Linum tenue, 1285 nucleotides. The record is from the annotation of a GenBank genome assembly. NCBI's taxonomy places the organism in Eukaryota, Viridiplantae, Streptophyta, Magnoliopsida, Malpighiales, Linaceae.